CAGCCGGAUUGUGUUCAUUGAGGGAAACCUUAUUUUUUAACUGUGCUAUGGAGUAGAAGCAGGAGGUUUGCAACCUAGUGACAGUCACAGAGCAGCACCUACCCCCUCCUCCUUUCCACACCUGCAAACUCUUUUGCUUGGGCUGAAUAUUUAGUGUAAUUACAUCUCAGCUUUGAGGGCUCCUGUGGCAAAUCCCCGGAUUAAAAGGUUCCUUGGCUGUGAAAAUACAUGAGAUAAAUCAUGAAGGCCACCAUCAUCUUCCUCCUGCUUGCACAAGUUUCCUGGGCUGGGCCAUUCCAACAGAGAGGCUUAUUUGACUUUAUGCUAGAAGAUGAGGCUUCUGGGAUAGGCCCGGAAGAGGGCGCUCCUGUGGAGUCUGACCUAGAGCCUCUGGGACCUGUGUGUCCCUUCCGCUGUCAGUGUCACCUGCGAGUUGUCCAGUGUUCUGAUCUGGGUCUGGAAAAAGUGCCAAAAGAUCUUCCCCCUGACACUACGCUGCUUGACUUGCAAAACAACAAAAUAACCGAAAUCAAAGAUGGAGACUUCAAGAACCUGAAGAACCUUCAUACAUUGAUUCUUGUCAACAACAAAAUUAGCAAAAUCAGCCCUGGAGCAUUCACACCUUUGUUGAAAUUGGAACGACUUUAUCUAUCCAAGAAUCAUCUGAAGGAAUUGCCAGAAAAAAUGCCCAAAACUCUUCAGGAGCUGCGUGCCCAUGAGAAUGAGAUCACCAAAGUGCGGAAAGCUGUGUUCAAUGGACUGAACCAGAUGAUCGUCAUAGAACUGGGCACCAACCCACUGAAGAGCUCGGGAAUUGAAAAUGGAGCCUUCCAGGGAAUGAAGAAGCUGUCCUAUAUCCGCAUUGCUGACACCAAUAUAACCACCAUCCCUCAAGGUCUUCCUCCUUCCCUUACUGAAUUACAUCUGGAAGGCAACAAAAUCACCAAAGUUGAUGCAUCCAGCCUGAAAGGACUGAAUAAUCUGGCUAAGUUGGGGCUGAGUUUUAACAGCAUUUCUGCCAUUGACAAUGGCACGCUAGCCAACACUCCUCAUCUGAGGGAGCUUCACCUGGACAACAAUAAGUUGAUCAAAGUACCUGGUGGGCUUGCGGAACAUAAGUACAUCCAGGUUGUCUACCUUCAUAACAACAAUAUCUCUGCAGUUGGGUCUAACGACUUCUGCCCACCUGGAUACAACACCAAAAAGGCCUCUUAUUCAGGUGUGAGCCUUUUCAGCAACCCAGUCCAGUACUGGGAGAUCCAGCCAUCCACCUUCCGAUGUGUCUAUGUGCGUUCUGCCAUCCAGCUUGGAAAUUAUAAAUAAUUCCCAAGAAAGCCCUCAUUUUUAUAACCUGGCAGAAAUCCCAUUAAUAUCAUUGCUCAAAAAAGAAAAAAAAAAGAAAGCUAGAUACUGGAAACUUAACUGCAAUGUGGAUCUUUUUCCCACAUGAUUUAUAAUACAUAAAGCUGAAUAUGCAGUUGAAAUAAUUGCCUACAAUAAAAAAAUAUUUUGCCUGCCA
Lutra lutra (Eurasian river otter) is the source of this 1519-nucleotide messenger RNA. RefSeq names its product decorin (gene DCN). The record is from RefSeq and is a predicted model, not a curated record. Bases 241 to 1323 code for a protein of 360 amino acids. Gene Ontology annotation, molecular function: protein binding. NCBI's taxonomy places the organism in Eukaryota, Metazoa, Chordata, Mammalia, Carnivora, Mustelidae. The transcript has 8 exons.